Messenger RNA from Aureobasidium melanogenum CBS 110374, 1767 nucleotides. RefSeq lists its product as uncharacterized. The coding region runs from base 1 to 1767 and encodes 588 amino acids. Gene Ontology annotation, molecular function: DNA-binding transcription factor activity, RNA polymerase II-specific; DNA binding; zinc ion binding. Gene Ontology annotation, biological process: DNA-templated transcription; regulation of DNA-templated transcription. The record is from RefSeq and is a predicted model, not a curated record. The transcript has a single exon. NCBI's taxonomy places the organism in Eukaryota, Fungi, Ascomycota, Dothideomycetes, Dothideales, Saccotheciaceae.
AUGAGCCAGACUGAGGUUCCUCAAAGACCAAAGAAGCUUCGUCGGAAUCGACGUGCCUGUGAUCAGUGCAGUGCUCGUAGCGUCAAAUGUCGACCGACUGAUGGAGAACUUGGACAGUGUCAGAACUGUAUCGAUUAUGGAGAGACAUGCACUUCCCUCCGCCCUAUGGCAAGGCGCGGCCCCAAGCCGCGAUCAGCCAGGUCUACAACAAGCCAACCGAGAACCGAUACUCAGGAUGUAACUUCUAGCCGCGAUCCAGCACAAGCUCAGGUGUCCCCCACUAGUCAAGAAACUACGCUUGACAGUUCCACAUGGAAACCAAGAAUGAUGCCUCCUCAAGCGAUUGUGAUGGAUUUGACCGAAAUCUACUUCGAGGUCGUAUAUCCUGUUUUCCCCUAUUUUCACCGACCCACCUUGUUACGGAGGGUCUCUCGUGGAGAAUAUGCUACAAAUCGACCGCUUUUUGCUUCCGUUCUGGCGAUGUGUGCGCUUUCGUCGGCUCGUGUCCGUGAUGGGGCGCUGUACACUAGUAGAUGGGAUGCGAAUUCCUUGAAGAGCCCUUCAUCCGAAGAGCUGUUUCAAGCUGCAAAACAGGUCAUUCCUCCUGAUGCCGCAUUAUCUCAGGAAUUUGAUUACAUGCGAGCUUAUGCUUUACUCGCCAUUGCUUCCAUACAGUACGGAGAUACUCCCCGGAUGAACUAUUACCUCGGUCUCUACCACAGCUUCGUUGCUGUAGGCAUGCUGCAGGAUGAAAACAACUGGCCUGCCGGACUUGGACAUGUCGAGAUCGAAGAGCGACGAAGACUCUUCUGGUCUAUGUAUACGCUGGACAUCUUCUCUUCAAUCAUCUGGGGCGGUUUUGCCAAAAGCAGAGAAGCUUGCUUCAACGUCUGUUAUCCAGCCGAAUGCGACGACGAGUAUUACAGCGACUCUAAUCCUGUAACAACAGCGAAUUAUGCUGCUCCUAGUUGGGUGAAAGGAUGGAACUUCGUUACAGAUUUGUACCGGAUACUCGAACAUGCAGUCGAUCGUCUUGGUAAUCUACGAAACCCCGUACAGCGCACACCCUCAGUCAUGAAUUACAUUGAACAGGGCAGCCCUCGGGAGGCAUCAGUCCUUACCAACAUCAUGACACUUUACGAGCAACUACCACCAAUCUUCAAAACAACCCAACCCUUGACGGGCAGACUCGAGAAAGAUCUUUUCGGUUUUCAAGCUGCGAAUAUCGCCGCAUCGUUACAGCUCGUCCGUAUGGUUCUGUUUACCACCGACAACUCGACCGUAGACCAAAAAUGUCAGAUCGCGAGCGAAGUCAUCAAUGGAUUUGCUAGUGUCCCUGUGGCAUACCUUCGCGCUAUCAGUUCACCUCUCUUCCAUCAUCUAGCAGGUAUUGGAAGCAUCAUGGGCUCAGCCUUUGAGAACGGUCUUACCGAAUCAUCAUACCGACGAGUACGAUCAGUAUUGCUGGAUCUCGCAAACCUACUAGCAAACCUCGAAGUCGAUUUAUAUUGCGCCGCAGGAACCAGCGACAAACUACGAGCUCAAGUCUCGAGGAUCGACGAGUUUAUGAAGAUACAAAGGUCUGUGGAUGCUGGAGGACUAACGCCAUGGACGACGCACACUACACCCAACCCGGAAUUGUUGUCGCCUGGGGCUUUACAUGCAGCGCAGCAGCAACAACUCGCCGCCAUGUCUGAAAAUUCGCCACAAAUACAUUUCCCGGCUGAACUUUUUGAGAAUUGGUCUUGGGCGUUUGAUUUCAAUUAG